CCAGACGCUGGCAGUUCUGUGGCGCUUCCUGCCACGCCGGGCCUGCCUGGGUUGUGCCAGCUCUGCUCCUCUGAGGGCCGCGCGACAGCCGCCUCCUGGCCUGGGUGAGCGUGCGGGCCAUGGGAGGGACGUGCGAGCCCGAGUAAUUGUGAGGGAGGAGGAAUGAUGUGCGGGCCCGAAUGAGCAUGCGGGGCCGCGGGAAGAUGUGCUGGGGGGCCAGGGUAAGACCUUAACUGCCAGACUAAUCACCUGGAAUUGUUCGGAGACAAGAUGAGUCAUCCCUGUGUGUCUUUUUUGGCUCCACCUGCUCCCCAAGGUCUUGUCCUUCCCCAGGAUGGAACCCCAGGAAACCAGGUCCUGGCAGUCCCUCUUGAGAUGCCGGAGGCCCAGGAUUUGAUGCCAUUUGAAGUGGCAUGGCACCUCACAAAAAGGGAGUGGUUGAGUCUGAAUCCUGAACAGAAGACUCUGGCCUAUCACGGGAAUGUGACCUCCAUGGCAGUUCCUGUUUUGAAUCCUACCUUGGUCUCCCAUCUAGCACAAGGACAGGUGCUGUUAGUAUCAGACUCAUCCCUCAGCACAGACCAAGAAAGCACCCCUGUGACCCACCAGCAGACCAUGGGGGAAGAAGCCCAGCCACAGGAGAUGGCCUCCACGAGUUCCCCGAAGGCCAGUGACCCCAGUGCUGAGGUCAAACAGAAGUGGGACUUUGAGGGGAGGGGAGGGAGCCCAUCACAUCUUCCCAUAGAACACCAUUUUGCAUGUAAAGAGUGUGGGGACACCUUUCGGCUGAAAGUGCUCCUGGUUCAGCACCAGAGAGUUCACAGUGAGGAGAAGGGCUGGGAGUGUAGUGAUUGUGGGAAGGUCUUCAGGGGAGUGUCAGAAUUUAAUGAGCAUAGGAAAAGCCACGUGGUCCCGCAGCCCCGGCCGGGCCCCAGUAGGUCCCUGGAAGAUGUCCUGGAAAAGAGGGAGCAAAUGGAGAGGGAGGCAACGCCCUUUGAGUGUGAGGAGUGCGGGAAAAGGUUUAAGAAGAACGCAGGCCUUAGUCAGCACCUGAGGGUGCACAGCAGAGAGAAGCCCUUUGAUUGUGAGGAAUGCGGACAGUCCUUCAAAGCCAACACCCACCUCUUUCGACAUCAGAAGCUUCACACUUCGGAAAAAACCUUUGCCUGCAAGGCGUGCAGCAGGGAUUUCCUAGAUCGCCAGGAACUUCUCAAGCACCAGCGGAUGCACACAGGCCACCUGCCCUUCGACUGCGACGACUGCGGCAAGUCCUUCCGAGGUGUCAACGGCCUGGCCGAGCACCAGCGCAUCCACAGCGGUGCCAAGCCCUAUGGAUGCCCACACUGCGGGAAGCUCUUCAGGAGGAGCUCAGAGCUCACCAAGCACAGGCGGAUCCACACUGGCGAGAAGCCAUACGAGUGUGGCGAGUGCGGCAAGGCCUUCCGCCAGAGCUCCAGCCUACUGGAGCAUGCGCGCAUCCACAGCGGCGAGCGGCCAUACGCCUGCGGAGAGUGUGGUAAGGCCUUCCGUGGGCCCUCUGACCUCAUCAAGCACCGGCGCAUCCACAGUGGACUGAAGCCCUACGAGUGCGACAAGUGUGGCAAGGCCUUCAGGAGGAGCUCGGGUCUGAGUCGCCACCGGCGCAUCCAUAGUGCGGCCAGGCGCUGCGAGUGCAGCGAGUGUGGUCGCGUGUUCAAGAGGCGCUCGGCGCUGCAGAAGCAUCAGCCCACUCACCGCGAGUAGAUGCCCAUGCCGUGG
Castor canadensis (American beaver) is the source of this 1758-nucleotide messenger RNA. RefSeq names its product zinc finger protein 275 (gene Znf275). NCBI's taxonomy places the organism in Eukaryota, Metazoa, Chordata, Mammalia, Rodentia, Castoridae. The record is from RefSeq and is a predicted model, not a curated record. Gene Ontology annotation, molecular function: RNA polymerase II cis-regulatory region sequence-specific DNA binding; DNA-binding transcription repressor activity, RNA polymerase II-specific; DNA-binding transcription activator activity, RNA polymerase II-specific. Gene Ontology annotation, biological process: negative regulation of transcription by RNA polymerase II; regulation of cytokine production; regulation of immune system process. Gene Ontology annotation, cellular component: nucleus; nucleoplasm.